Messenger RNA from Cyanidioschyzon merolae strain 10D, 3240 nucleotides. RefSeq lists its product as hypothetical. The record is from RefSeq and is a predicted model, not a curated record. NCBI's taxonomy places the organism in Eukaryota, Rhodophyta, Bangiophyceae, Cyanidiales, Cyanidiaceae. Gene Ontology annotation, cellular component: 90S preribosome; nucleolus. Bases 1 to 3240 code for a protein of 1079 amino acids. Gene Ontology annotation, biological process: rRNA acetylation involved in maturation of SSU-rRNA. The transcript has a single exon. Gene Ontology annotation, molecular function: ATP binding; tRNA binding; 18S rRNA cytidine N-acetyltransferase activity.
AUGAAGAAGCGUGUUGAUGAACGCGUACGGCAGCUGCUCGUUCGCGCCUACGAGACACACACCCGCGCGCUUUUCUUUGUUGUUGGUGAUCACGCCAAAGAUCAGGUCCCUUUCUUUUACCACUUACUUACUCGGAUCGGAACGAGGCCGCGGCCAGAUGUCCUUUGGAUGUAUAAGAAGGAACUGGGUUUUUCGUCGCACCGCCGCAAACGCCUGCGACAACUCCGCAAAAAGCUGCGACACGGUGGAGUCUCUGUGGACGCCAAAACCGAAGACCUUUUUGAACUAUUCGUCUCGACAGCUAACAUCCGCUUCUCGUACUACUCUGAAUCCGAAAAGGUGCUUGGGAACACUUAUGGUCUCCUUGUUCUACAGGACUUUGGAGCCCUUACACCGAACCUUCUUGCACGCACGAUCGAGACUGUGCAGGGAGGCGGUUUGGUAUUGUUCCUCUUGCAUAACAUGGAGAGUUUGCGGCAGCUGUACACGCUGAAAAUGGACGUACACGCCCACUAUCGCACGGAAUCGUGCCCGGAUAUAGUACCACGAUUUAAUCGGCGACUCGUCCUCAGCCUCGAGACCUGCCCUAUGGCGCUUGCAGUAGAUGAUGAACUCAAUGUGCUUCCUGCCGUUGGUGGUGCGAGCUGCUCGUCAGCAUAUUCGAUACCUCAGGCUGCAAAUGCAGAUGAUAGCUCCAGGGCGCAAGAUCUCGCUUCUAUUCCCCGGAUUCAUGUUCGUUCGCCUCCGGAAGUUGGCGGCACCGUGGGCGACUCCAACGUCACUUCGGAAGCGGAGUUUCGCCAAAAGCAGCUCGAAAUCUUAUGGUCAUCCCGUGCAGACCUGCAAGUGCUAGGGCCGCUGCUGCGUCGCACCCGCACGCUCGACCAGGCUCGUGUCCUGGAGACGCUUCAUGCCCUGCUGGCCCGCAACGUCGAUACAACAACUCCGGCUGCGCUUGCAGCGUCCAUGGUGGUCUUGACAGCAGCUCGUGGCAGGGGCAAAUCUGCGGCGCUGGGGCUAGCGGCGGCUGCGGCGCUUGCGCUCGGCUACACGUCCAUUGUGGUGACAGCGCCCGCAGCGGACAACGUCCAGACUCUAUUUUCACUCUUAGUGUCAGGCCUGAAUGAGCUCAAGUUACAAGAACAUACGGACUAUGUGCUAGAAUCCCGACACGAUCGCUGCAUAAGCAAGCUCUCUAUGCUUGGGCGGCGGGUGCGUCAGGUCUCGUACCUUGAGCCAGAGGCUAUCCGGCGGGUGGAUGCCGCCACCAUUGGUGCCCUCGUAAGCGCUGACCUCGUCAUUAUUGAUGAAGCAGCCGCUAUACCGCUGGUACUUGUGAAACGAAUACUCUCACUUCUGCCCAGCAAAUCGUGUCACGUCUUCCUAUCGUCGACGAUCUUCGGUUACGAAGGAACCGGCCGUAGUCUCUCCCUCAAGCUGAUCGCGCAGGCUCGCCGCCAUGUUCAACAAAACACUUCAGUGGCGGCAGAAAGUAGGCUUGUGCCACCCCCAAUGCCGGAAGAUGUGUCGCAUACCCCAAAUGGCGGCAUCGAGCCGCCAGUAGAGCACGGCUGUGACUCCAGCACCCGGCAAUAUGGUCGACGCUUCCACGAGCUUGUUCUCGAGGAGCCCAUCCGCUACGCUCGCAACGAUCCGGUGGAGGCGUGGCUUCACGCGCUCCUCUGCCUGGAGACGACAGAAGCGCCAGCGUUGCAGACACGUGCGCUUCCGCACCCUUCCAUGUGCACGCUAUGCCAAGUCAAUCGCGACGUUCUUUUCAGUGGACACGCCCUAGCGGAAAUUUUCCUCCGUCGGGUAAUGGCGCUUUUUGUGUCCUCGCACUAUAAGAACACCCCCAAUGAUCUUCAGAUGCUGAGCGAUGCAUCGAACCAGCAGCUGUAUGUGCUGCUGGGGCCAACUUCCUCUGAUCCAAAACGACUACCGGAUGUGCUGUGCGCCAUUCAGCUAGGACUCGAGGGGCGCCUCUCGCGUGAACACACCGAGUCUCAGUUGUCGCGAGGGAAGCGAGCUGCUGGGGACCUCAUUCCGUGGACGCUAACGCAACAGUUCCAGGAGACAGCCUUUGCUCAACUGGCAGGUGCUCGGGUCAUCCGCAUUGCUACGCAUCCUGAUGUGCAAGGUAUGGGCUACGGCACCCGCGCCAUGGAGUGCCUCGUGGAACAUUUCCGCCGUCGAGUGGCCUCCGGUGUGCAGCAGCAUGAACGAAAGACUCUGCGAGAAACCGAUGAUGCACAACCCGAUCUGUCUGUGGGAAGCAUCAAUGACGACACGGUACCGGAGCCGUUGCUUUACAGACUGAGUGAACAGAGGGUUCCGGAUCUGGACUAUCUGGGGGUUUCGUUCGGUCUCUCACACGGACUGUAUCGAUUCUGGAAUCGCAUCGGUAUGCUGCCAGUCUACGUGCGACUUACCCCGAAUGAGGUCACUGCGGAGCAUACCUGCAUCAUGCUUCGGAGUUUGAAGCAGGCCCAUGAACAGGGAUUUAGGGCCCUGCACUUGGACUGGCGAGCACGGUUUCUGUCGCUGCUCUCAUACGACUUUCGCUCGUUACCCUUGGGUCUCGUGCUGGACGUCUUGCGAGCUGCACCGCCCGACGCCAGUCUGUGGAACGCGGCACAACUUCGCUUGCUACUUUCCAUGCACGACUUGCGGCGUUUGCAAGCGUAUGCAAACCAUCUGCUGGACUAUCACGUGAUUUUGGAUAUCAUUCCGGUGCUGAGUCGUCUGUACUUUGAAGGCCAUUUUGCUGCAGAGCGGAUUACGCUGUCGCCGGCGCAGCAGGCUAUCCUGGUUGGUGUGGGACUCCAGCGCCGUCCACUCGAAGAGCUCGGGGCAGAAAUGCAGGUUGAAAGUGCUCAGUUGCUCGCGCUUUUUGGGAAGAUAUGUCGUAAGUUUGCAAAUGAAUGGAAACGACUUGCGGAAGAGGAAGCGAGCACAGAUCUGCCCUUACAUCCGAUAACGGAGCGUGCCGCUUCUUCGCGAAACGGGGAUGUUUCCCAAGUGGCCGCCGCAGACCACAGCAGCAGCUCGACGUCGCGUCAGCUAACCCGGUCGCAGCAAACGUUAGACUCCCUGAGGCCCGACUCGACACCCUAUGUUGACAUCGGGGGGAAAUCGUCCGAAAGUAGGCCGCGCUUUGCACUGGAUACGAAUAUGCAGCCGGCUGAUUCUGGAGCCGCUCCUGUACGUCUUGUAUCCUUGCCGGCUCGUCGAAGCUAA